Colletotrichum fioriniae is the source of this 3447-nucleotide messenger RNA. The record is from RefSeq and is a predicted model, not a curated record. Lineage: Eukaryota; Fungi; Ascomycota; Sordariomycetes; Glomerellales; Glomerellaceae.
AUGGCACGCCACAAAUUCAAUGCUGAUCUGGCUGAGGCAUCCCGCGAACAAGUUGAGCAUAUCUCGGGUCUUCAGAAAGGAGAUGAUGACGGCGAACUCACCUUCGUUCUUUCCCAUGAUGCUCUGCCAUCUCCCCUCAACAUUUGCCUUACUGCCCUGAACGUGGACGAUUAUCCACAUGGCCUUGGCUUUGUGGCAUACACCAAGGAAGAAUCUGCCUCGAGUGCGGUUUCCAAGGUCCUUGACGAUAUUCCCAACCUCAGUCAGGGCAAAACCAUACUCAGCACGCUGGUAAUGAUCUCAAAGAAGCUGACCUCAAGCCUCAACUCGGCGAACAUUGACGAAGGCUCGGAUGUGGAAAUGACGGAUAAUGACGACGAUGAACACUACGGCAACUACGAAGACGACGAAGAAGAGUACGCAGACGAGGAUUACGAAUAUGACGAUACUGACUUCGGUAUUGAUUUUGGUGGCGAUGCUGUUCCGCAACCGCCCAGCCGUUCGGCCAAGUUUCCUAGCCGCCUGAUCGACGAUCUUCAGAAAGCCAAAGACGCCGGUUUCAAGAUCUCUCUACUAAGCGACGCUGCCACACACGAGGAAAGCUGCAUCUUCGCACUUUCCCUUCUCGUCGAGCAUCUGGGGAUCAGCGAGGACACACUAGAGGCCUGGGAAAUCAGCGCUUCAGAUUACAUCGUAUUGCUUUACAAGUACGAUGCAGGCUAUCCUUGCGUGGAAACUUUUACGAAGCUUCCGCCAGGUCAUUCGGAAUCUAUGCAGUUCCGGUUGGGAAAAUGCACCUCUUUCAAGCCCACCUUUCACUCAGCACUCAUUCCAUUCCAAAACAAUCUCGAUACUGCCAAGAAGAGCCCAGAGAAAGACGGUCUGCCGAGUGAGGCCUCUCGCGAGGCAGCGUUUUGCUCAAUGCCCAUUUCGGACUCGCUGGACAUUUUCCUGAAUAAGGAGUUUGUCAACCUGCUGAAGACUCGAUUGGAUGAUGGUGUCUCCUGGGACCACGCAAAGGAUAUGAUGGAGGAGAUGACCAAAGAUGGGCACAUGCGUGUCAACAGUUCCACACAAAACAGUCCCGAUCCGACUCGAAGCCAAACGGCCGGCAGCUUGAUUGAAGACGAGGCUCAAGUCUCGACGUCAGCUCUCACGUCGCUCAACAAGGACUACUAUAUGGCUUUGGGUCUGGGUCCCAGUACGGAGCACGACAUCAUCACUCGUCCCUACGUCGUCGAUCUGUUGGUCAGCUUCUGCGCUGCUGCUCUGAAAAGUGACCGGAUUCGAGAAUGGCCGCGAGGUCUGUCUAUCAAAGUCCCCGUCCCGAGCCAUGAGCUCACACCACGAAAUUUCACGUCCGCGAUGAGCAGAUUCCAGGCAACAAUGAUGCAGGUCCCGAUUCAGGCCCCGAUCCAGCCCCAGACAGUACAGGGUUCCGGAAUUCUAGUCUGGGCCCAGAUAUCUGCUGGGAAGUUCAACGUGCGCUCUUCCGAGAAACUGGAGAGGUUGCGACAGGGAGACAUGGUCAUUUUGGCCAAACGUGUUUUGCGCCGCGAUGGGAAAGAUCUGAACAUGCAUCAUUGCCGUAUCACCUCGGCCAACCCGAUCCGUGACGACAGCGGCAACGAUUGUGGCAAAGUGUUCGAGUUCGAUCGUCUCAUAUCAACCGACAGAACAACGUACCAUAGUACAGGUGUUCAACCGCGCCCUCAGUAUGCUCAACCGACUUAUGAGACACACGUUUACCACGAAGAACACAUCGAUGAUGAGGAGGGCGAUGCUGAGCUGUAUCUCUACGAUCGUGAUCUCGACAGUCUGAGCGAAGCGUAUCAGAGGGAGGCGUUAUUGAUUCUCGUGCAGACGAUUCCUCCCAUCAGAUACCUACGGGACUUUCUUCUUAGUCACCAAGGCUGGUCUCUAUCUAAGUACAAGAUGAUUUCCAAGUCGGCUCUGGCUUUGCUCCGAUGGAUUGUGGCUUCCAACCGCUCGCUCAUUGUACAGAUUGACCAGCCGGUCGACCUUGACAUUGGCGGGAUUCAAGCGACUGAGGCUCGACAGAAGGAACGCUUCGUCGGAUUGGGUGACGAUUGGAUGCAAUUCCGCUUUGCCCAAGGAUCUCCUGAGAAAGAGAAUCGGUUCAAGAAAGAGCUUGAGAAGGAGGCGAGCCAAACAUACCCAACGAUGUUUGCGUGGCACGGGAGCCCGCUCGGAAACUGGCACAGUAUCAUCAGAACUGGUUUGGACUUCAAAGAAACGCUCCAUGGGCGCGCCUAUGGUCACGGAGUGUACUUCGCCCGCGAUUUUACAACAAGCUUGGGCUACUGCAUGAGACAGGGCAACGAGACAUCAUGGGCCGGUUCGGAACUCAAGCUGUACGCCGCCAUGAGUCUCUGCGAGAUGAUCAACCGUCCGGAAAGAUUCAAAUCCGUUAAGCCGUACUAUGUUGUCGAUGAGGUUGAUUGGAUCCAGUGCCGCUACCUCAUUAUUCAGCGGAAUCAAUCAGUGAAGCACGAAGAAGAGCCUGAGACCAAGCCGGAGUACAUCUUACAGGAUCCCAAGUGGCGACCAGUGGGGAUUAGCAAUUCUGUGUUGGAGAUCCCAGCCGCAGCGCUACCAAAGUGGCGCCAGAAAACUGUUGUCCCAGGGUCCUCGUGGUCUCAGCCGAUCGUCCUCACAGAGCAUCCGGGCGAAGACCAGCCGGAUGACUUUGACAAGAUCAUGGACCUCCAAAAGGAGAAAGAGGACUACGACAAAGACACCGAUACAGUCGUCCUUGAGGCCGAAUCAGAGACUGACCCAGACAAGACCUCUUUCACGCCGGGCACACUUGACGUCACGACACUGCCUCAGCUGCCAGCCCCGAGCUGGGCGUCGGACACAGGCCGAAAGGUCCUCGGCCAAGAGCUCAGCAAAUUACAGAAGGUGCAGGCUACAACACCUCUUCAUCAGCUCGGCUGGUACAUUGACUUUGACAACAUUACAAACAUGUUCCAGUGGCUCGUCGAGCUGCACAGCUUCGAAAAGUCUUUGCCUCUUGCGCAGGAUAUGGAGCGAGCAGGCGUUGAAAGCAUCGUUCUCGAGAUCCGAUUUGGCCGCCAAUUCCCUCACUCGCCCCCCUUCGUCCGAGUUGUUCGCCCCCGUUUCUUACCAUUUUCGCGAAGAGGUGGUGGUCACGUCACGGCUGGCGGUGCCAUGUGCAUGGAGCUUCUGACGAACAGCGGUUGGUCUGUUGCCAGCAGUAUGGAGAGUGUUCUGCUCCAGGUUCGCUUGGCUCUGUGCAAUCUCGAGCCUUUUCCAGCUAGACUGGAGUACCAGGGAACAGGCCAAAUGACUGGAGGACCCAACUACGGAGUCGGUGAGGCCAUUGAUGCGUACAGACGCUCUGCCAUGGCCCAUGGCUGGCAGGUGCCUUCAGAUCUACAUUUGACGGCCAAUGCAAUGUGA